CAAGUGUGCCAAGUUCGUUCUUUGGCCCUCUUUGGAAGUCAUGCGUUCUUCUUUUUAAAGGGAAUUCAUCCCGUCCAUAGAUGAUGCUGCCAUGACUGUUCGCUUAGCACUGCGUUGGAGCCUUAAAAGAAUCUUUUUAACUAAAUUCCAGCUCUAGUCCGCUUAGUAGAAAUACACUCACACAUUCUCUCCGCCAUUCCCAAAACCCGUGAAUUGUGGUUCAGUUGUGCAAGCACUGUCCAAAAACCUGUAUUGCAGUACGAAAUCCUGAGACAGAGAACUGAACGUGGGAUGUGUUUGCACAGCUGCCCCAUCCGCAAGCACAGUAGACGUGUAUGGUCCCCCGCAGAAGCGUUCUAUUGCAGAAGCAUUGAACAGUUUUGAAAACAAGAAGGCACGUUUAGACCGUGCUCUUGCCUUGUGCGGAUAUCGAAUAUUGGCAACGAAUCGGUGUUGCCGUGCUAGAUACAUUCAGGAGCCAUGUACGCGUUGGCUGUGUCUGUUGCGUUGGCCUGCAUCGUACUGCAGGUCGCGUAUUCCCGUCCCGACUUUGGCAUCCGGGGCACGAUCGAUGGGGUGAGCAACGUCAACUCGCGAGCCAUCCUGGUGAAGGAGUACUUUCUGCGUGUGAACGACUACAUUAUACCGGACCAGAAGAGUGACAUUGCGACGCUGCGUGAUGCGGCUAAAACGCUGCAGGCGAUCGGUCAGUCGGUGAACAACCUCGGACCGGCCCUGAUGGAUGCACUGACGACCGCCACGGACAACGACAGUGGGGAUGUUAAUGCGACGUUCGCGCUGAUCAACAUGGCUCGGUUAAACUUCGAGGGCUACGUUGAAAUCAAUCUAAACGAACAGAUCCUCAACCUGAACACGCUACUGGGCAUGCAUGUGCGCGAUCAGCUGGUGGACGAUUUCUAUCACAUCUCCAACCGACUGGCCGCGGUGAACAACACGCUCGGUCAGCUGCAGUCGGCAGUUGUGGCGGCAAACAACGCAGCCGGCGGGGGCCCUGUGUCGCAGGAUCUGAUUAAACAGUUUGUGAAUGCCGAUCUGGUGGCUCAGCUGUCCCGCCAUCUCACCCUGCUCGCCUACCGCAUUCCCGUGCUGACGUACACCGUGACCUCCUCGCUGGAGAACAUCGAGCAGGCGGACGCGUACUACUACGGGCUGGUGCAGGACUCGGACCGUGUGCUGAACGAGAUCGAAACGUCGGGCGACGAGUUCAACAUGCUCGCGGGCAACUACUCCCUGCUCGUGGAGCAACAGAUGAACCAACUGAUUGCCGAUUACAAACCGGAACUGUCGUUCGCGAACGAUUCGGCUACCGCGCUGAACGUGACCGCUCUUGCGACGGUCGUAACCGACCUGAAGAACGUGACGGACGCCAAACUGGCCGAAACGCUGAAAGCCUACAAGGACCUGUACCUGCCCGCCAUUCUAGCGCUGUCGAGGCUGCUGCCCAUCGAGUCGAACUUCUCCUUCCUGACGGGCGAAAAUCCGGCCGCCGUGCUGGUGGGGGUGCUGAUUGCGAACGGUCCCUUUUCGCGGUUUUGCUUCUGGAAGUACUCGAGUCUGCUGCACAACAUUCUGCUCACGUCCAACUUUGCCGCCGAGUGCUACGAUCGCGAGUACAACCGGUUGAGCACGCUGCAGCAGGCGCUGCUGCUGCAGAUCGAGCUGAUCUCGUACAGUCUGGAGAUCGUGAACCCGUAUUCUGUGGUGUGUGGGUUCCUGCCACCAUCCGUUGCCCUGCGGACGGAACAGUGCGCAAACGAGAUCGCAUCCUACUUCAACAUAAUUUCGAACGAUUUUAGCAGUAAACUGGGGGCGUUCGUUAAUCUGACCUCCAUUGAGCUUAAUGCCAGCAAGCAGCGGCUGAGCGUAUGCUGGUCGGCCAAGAUACAGUCCACGUUCGUCAAGUACCAGACGCUCAUUCCGGAAAUAAGAAACUGCUCCGUGACCGGUCCCGAACUGUAGAUGACAGAGACGGUGUAAAAUAAACAUUAAAGCAAACGAAUUUCUGCCAAA
Anopheles arabiensis is the source of this 2031-nucleotide messenger RNA. RefSeq lists its product as uncharacterized. The transcript is spliced from 3 exons. Lineage: Eukaryota; Metazoa; Arthropoda; Insecta; Diptera; Culicidae. Bases 481 to 1980 code for a protein of 499 amino acids. The record is from RefSeq and is a predicted model, not a curated record.